This is a messenger RNA of Sphaeramia orbicularis (orbiculate cardinalfish), 3190 nucleotides long. RefSeq names its product cadherin 15, type 1, M-cadherin (myotubule) (gene cdh15). The transcript is spliced from 14 exons. Bases 100 to 2508 code for a protein of 802 amino acids. The record is from RefSeq and is a predicted model, not a curated record. Gene Ontology annotation, cellular component: catenin complex; plasma membrane; adherens junction. Gene Ontology annotation, molecular function: cadherin binding; calcium ion binding; beta-catenin binding. Gene Ontology annotation, biological process: calcium-dependent cell-cell adhesion; cell-cell adhesion mediated by cadherin; adherens junction organization. Lineage: Eukaryota; Metazoa; Chordata; Actinopteri; Kurtiformes; Apogonidae.
AGAGGAUAGGUUUUUAAAGCUGAAGGGUCCGUUUGGUUGUGGAGGAACCUCAGAUCUGUUAGUCAUCAGAGGUUCAUUCUCUGAGUGAAGGUGCUGAGGAUGGCAGUGCGGAUGGUGGUGCUGUGGUUGCUGGGUACUCUGCUGUGUCAGGUAUGGAGCUCUGCAGAAACCCAUCAGAAGGAGGAAGAACUGCAGCUUCAGGCUGUUUACCCGUGGCGAAAACACAGCAGUGGAAUAGUGAGGGUGAAAAGAGACUGGAUCAUCCCACCAAUCAGGGUCCUGGAAAACAGCAAGCAGGUUCCUGAAGACCUUGUCCAGAUCAAAUCGGACAAAAUCUUUACAGGUGAGGUGAUCUACAAGUUAGAAGGACCAGGAGUGGACCAGGAGCCUAAGAACCUGUUUGAGAUUGAUGAUAAAACAGGAGUAAUCAGGAGCAAACGGCCGCUGGACAGAGAAAAACACAACAGCUUCACCCUUAAAGCCUUUGCGUUGUCACCCAGUGGAGAGAGACUUGAAAAUCCUACGACCAUAGAGAUAGUGGUGCUGGAUCAGAAUGAUAACAGACCUGCUUUCACCCAGAAACAGUUCGAAGGCACUGUCUCAGAGUUCUCAGUUCCAGGCACAUCAGUGAUGUCAGUGUUGGCCACAGAUGCAGACGACCCAAUGACAGAGAACGCUGCUCUGAGCUACUCCAUCAUCUCCCAGGAAAGCAUCCCUGCCAGUGCUGUCACCAAGACAAUGUUUGGCAUCAACAACCAGACUGGAGCUAUUUACACAAGAGAUGUAGGCCUGGACCGAGAGGUUGUGAAGAGUUUCAGAUUAAAACUACAGGUGGCUGAUAUGGGGGGUAUGGGUCUGACAAGUGAAGGCGUGGCAGUCAUACACGUAUCUGACAUCAACAAUAACGCUCCUCAGUUCAGCCCUGCCCAGUACCGUGUGAUGGCAGUGGAAAACAGGCAGGACUAUGAGAUCGGACGGGUCAACGUGACAGACAAAGACGAUCGUGGAACAGGAAACUGGGAGGCAAAAUACUCCAUAAUCAAUGACCUCAACAGAAACUUUGCCAUCAAUACAGAUCCAUUCACCAACCAGGGCGUUCUGACCGUGGUGAAGGCCUUGGAUUAUGAAACGCAACACGAGUAUGUCCUGAUUCUGUCUGUAGAAAAUCUCAAUCCCCUGAGCACUAAGGCCCCCAACCUCCCAGUGAGCACCGCUACAGUAACAGUGACUGUUGUGAAUGAAAACGAAGCCCCACAUUUUAGGGAGGACCCCUUACAGAUUGUGGUCCCUGAGUCUGUGGUUCCUGGAACAUUACUGAAAGCCAACAUUGCCUAUGAUCCUGAUCAUUCAGACCUAAGGUAUGAGAUUAGCAGAGAUCCUGAGAAGUGGUUGGACAUCGACAGGAACACAGGAGACAUUAGUGCAAGAAGAACCUUUAACAUGCGAUCUCCACAUGUUAAAAACAACAUCUACACGGCUGUUGUCAAGGUUACAGACGCUGGCGGUGUGUCAUCCACUGCCACACUGGAAAUCAUGCUGAAGGAAACCAAUGACUUCCCCCCUCUUCUCUACCCGCUGAGUGGAACUGUAUGCAGAGACGCUGCAGAGAAAAACUCUGGUCUAGUUCUGUCUGCUGUGGACGAAGACUUUCCUCCACAUGCUGCGCCCUUCACCUUUGAAAUACCUGAUGAUAUGUCAACCAACUGGACAGUCAUUCAAGUCAACAGUACUCAUGCUUUGCUUCAGCCUCUUGUGGACCUGGAGGUUGGAGAGUACGCUGUCACCAUGUUGGUGUCGGACUCUGGAAGUCCAGUGCUCAGUGCUUAUGCUCAGGUCAACGUUACCGUGUGCAUCUGUGACUCUUAUGGAGACUGUAAAUCUGAGGUGGCAGCGAUUUUUGGCUCCAGUGUGGGAAUCAGCUUCAUCGCACUCAUAAUCAUCAUGGCCAGCAUCGCACUUCUGCUAUUGCUGCUCCUCCUGGCUGUGGCUGUGACCUCCUGUGGAAGACGCCAUCAUAUUAAGAAGGGAACAGGUCUGCUAGUGGGAGACUCUGAAGACGACAUACGGGACAACGUCCUCAACUAUGAUGAGCAAGGAGGAGGAGAGGAGGACGAGAAUGCCUUUAAUAUCGACAUGUUGUGGAAUCCACACGAUGCCCCUUCGACCCCUGGCUCCUACUGCCCUGUGUCUGGAUAUCCUCGGGGGAAGCAGCCACUCAGGAAGGACGCCCCCCAUAACCUGCCUUCACCCACCUACCCACGGAGGCCUCCCGCAGACCCCUCUGACAUCGAGGACUACAUCAAUGAUGGUCUGGAGGCAGCGGACCAUGACCCUAACGUGCCCCCGUACGACACAGCCCUGAUCUAUGACUACGAGGGGGAGGGUUCUCUGGCCGGCAGCCUCAGCUCCAUCGCCUCAGGCAGCUCUGACGAAGACCAGGACUACGACUACCUCAACGACUGGGGACCACGCUUUCAGAAACUGGCCAACAUGUACGACCCACGUUAAACAGACACACUAAAUGAAGCCCUGUGUGAAUCAGCACCAGUUUAGAGACACAGAUUUUGCCUUGGGUGUUUGUCUGGACACAUUUGAUGACGUUGUAAUGCAGGACCUGAUGGGAAGCGAGCUGAGGAAUAAUGAAUCGAUGCCAUGUAAAAGCCGUGGGUCUUAAAUCUAAUGUGCCUAAGGUUAUAUCAAAGAUUGUUUGGACACAACUGAUGAAACACUAAUGACUUCUUUAACUGUUUGGUGUAUGUCUCAGGAGAAUUCAGUGUAAAGGUUAAGUGUUGAAGUGAUCGGCCAUGAAGACAGAAGCUGUGCAUGCUGCAACACAAACCGUGGUAACCCAUGUUGUGUUGAAAUGUGUCCUUUUUGUGUAUCCUCAGACUUGGUUUGCUCAGAACUGAUGCACAUAAGUCUGGGAUACAAAGAAAAUCCUUGUAAUGUAUUUCAUUUUUUUUUACACAAGUGAUUAUUUUAUAAUUUGCUUUGAUAUUGAUUUUCUUCUGUUUUUUCUUGUGAUUGUAAGUCCUCCAUUCCAGUAUCUUUGAAUCUUUUUUGUGAAACCGUACCACGCAACACAAAACGUUACUCAAUAACGCGACAGGCAGUGAGUCCUCUGUGAUCAGUUUGGAGGUGAUGUUUUUUUAGUUUGCAUUUUAUUUCAGAUUUUACGGAUGUCUACAGA